Messenger RNA from Xiphias gladius (swordfish), 1233 nucleotides. RefSeq names its product melatonin receptor 1A a (gene mtnr1aa). Gene Ontology annotation, cellular component: membrane. Gene Ontology annotation, biological process: G protein-coupled receptor signaling pathway. The transcript has 2 exons. Gene Ontology annotation, molecular function: melatonin receptor activity. Lineage: Eukaryota; Metazoa; Chordata; Actinopteri; Istiophoriformes; Xiphiidae. Bases 106 to 1158 code for a protein of 350 amino acids. The record is from RefSeq and is a predicted model, not a curated record.
CAUCCUACCACCGGCGCCUCUGAAAUCCAGGCUCUAGGACGCGCGGGGGAGUCGCGGCACGUCGAAUUCGGCUCAGCUGAGAGAAAAGUUCAGCGACUGUAUACAAUGGUUAUAAAUGGGUCUCACCUGAACAGCUCCGCGCCAGACCCCAGCGACAGCGUCCUGAGCCGCCCGCCGUGGGUUACCACAACUUUGGGGUGCUUCCUCAUCUUCACCAUCGUCGUGGACAUCCUGGGCAACCUCCUGGUCAUCUUCUCCGUCUAUCGGAACAAGAAGCUCAGGAACGCGGGGAACAUCUUUGUGGUGAGCCUGGCAGUGGCAGACCUUGUGGUGGCCAUCUACCCGUACCCUCUGGUCCUCACUUCCAUCUUCCACAAUGGCUGGAACCUGGGUUAUGUCCACUGCCAGAUCAGCGGCUUCCUCAUGGGCGUCAGCGUGAUCGGCUCCAUCUUCAACAUCACCGGCAUCGCCAUCAACCGAUACUGUUACAUCUGCCACAGCCUCAAGUAUGAUAAACUGUACAGUGACAAAAACUCAGUCUGCUAUGUGAUGUUGAUCUGGGCACUGACUGUGGUGGCCAUCGUGCCCAACCUCUUUGUGGGUUCACUUCAGUAUGACCCACGGGUUUACUCCUGCACCUUUGAACAGUCAGCCAGCUCAGCGUACACUAUCGCCGUGGUUUUCUUUCACUUUAUUUUACCCAUCAUGAUUGUCACCUACUGCUACCUGCGCAUCUGGAUACUGGUCAUACAGGUGAGGAGACGGGUCAAACCAGACAAUCGGCCCAAGCUAACGCCACACGACGUUAGAAACUUUGUCACCAUGUUCGUGGUGUUUGUGCUCUUUGCUGUUUGCUGGGCGCCGCUCAACUUCAUCGGCCUGGCUGUGGCAAUCAGACCAGAGGUAGUGAUCCCCCUCAUCCCUGAGUGGUUAUUUGUGGCCAGCUACUUCAUGGCCUACUUCAACAGCUGCCUUAAUGCCAUUGUGUAUGGUGUGCUGAACCAGAACUUCCGGCGCGAAUACAAACGCAUCGUAGUGUCAGUGUGCACGGCGCGCAUCUUCUUCCAAGACAGCUCCAAUGAUGCAGGGGAGAGGCUCAAGAGUAAACCGUCACCACUCAUGACCAACAACAACCAGGUCAAGGUGGACUCUGUCUGAGCCAGAACGCUGAGGAAAUCUGAGAGGACAUGAACAGAAAAUGCUGUGACUGAUGGGGGGGAAAAAAAAAAAAAA